AUGAUCUCCGGACUUGCCCACGUAAACCUCACGGUUCCAGAAGGAACGCUGAGCCAAGCCGAUGCAUUCUACGGACAGACAUUGGGCCUCACUGCAAGAGCAGUACCGGAGAGGCAGAGAGGUACAUUGGCAUGGUUUGACAUCGGCGACUCCGGCCAGCAAAUCCACAUCGCCUUCGGCCCCAACGAGCUGAAAUCUUCACGACAUCCAUGUUUUCGACUCGAAUCGCCUGAAGCACUCCUUGCGCUGCGGCAGAGGAUCUGGGAACACCAUGUCAAAGGCGACGAUGCAGCGCCCAGAGAAGCAGAUCAGCCUGGAGAGACGAACAGCGGAGCUCAGGGGAAGGAGUACCCUCAGAGGUUCUUUGCUCGCGAUUAUGCUGGGAAUAGGCUUGAGUUCAGUCUGUGA
Zasmidium cellare ATCC 36951 is the source of this 408-nucleotide messenger RNA. RefSeq lists its product as uncharacterized. The transcript is spliced from 2 exons. Lineage: Eukaryota; Fungi; Ascomycota; Dothideomycetes; Mycosphaerellales; Mycosphaerellaceae. The record is from RefSeq and is a predicted model, not a curated record. The coding region runs from base 1 to 408 and encodes 135 amino acids.